Messenger RNA from Emiliania huxleyi CCMP1516, 3471 nucleotides. RefSeq lists its product as hypothetical. NCBI's taxonomy places the organism in Eukaryota, Haptophyta, Isochrysidales, Noelaerhabdaceae. The record is from RefSeq and is a predicted model, not a curated record. Bases 1 to 3471 code for a protein of 1156 amino acids. The transcript has 11 exons. Gene Ontology annotation, molecular function: ATP-dependent chromatin remodeler activity; DNA binding; ATP binding. Gene Ontology annotation, cellular component: nucleus.
AUGGCGGCGCGAAUUCACGACUGGUGUGCCGUGUGCCGCGGCGACGCCGAGUCGCACGACGACCUGAUCAAGUGCCGAGGCUGCAAGGCCAAGUACCACCUUAACUGCGCGGGCCUUCGGGCGUGGCCCGAGAAUCUCAAGGAGUGGCGUUGCACCGGCUGCGAGGGCUCGCACAGUCGGUCGUCCUCGCACCAAUCACGCAUCACCGCUGUGCGCGCUGUCCACCGUUCGCUCCGCUCGCGUGCUGCGGGCUUCUUCGAGAAGUCUCGCACCGCGAUCGCUCCCUUUGUGACGCCGGACGCUCUCGCCAAGCUCACGGCGGGCGGCGAGGCGGUGCUCGCCGCGCAGUCCAAGCCGAUCGUGCUCGGCCCGCGCGAGCCCUUCAUCCAGGCGACGCUCCGGCCCUACCAGGUCGACGGCGUCAACUGGCUGCUGCGCCAGUACUCGCUCGGCACGGGCGGCAUCCUCGGCGACGAGAUGGGGCUCGGCAAGACGAUCCAGACGCUCGCCUUCCUCUCCGCGCUCAAGGCGGCGAAGCUGCCGGGCCCUCACCUCGUCAUCACGCCGCUCGCCGUGCUGCAGAACUGGGCCAACGAGCUCAAGCGCUUCACGCCGCAGCUCUCCUUUGUCAAGGUGCACGGCUCCGCGAGCGAGCGGGAGCGGCUACUGUCGUCGCCGGCGGUGCUGCAGGCCGAGUACGACGUCUACCUGACGACGUACGACACGCUGCGCGCCGAGGAGGCCUUCUUCUCCGAGGCCUUCCUCUUCCACACCGUCACCAUCGACGAGGGCCACCGCCUCAAGAACGAGGCAUCCUCGCUCUGCGCCAGCCUCGCGCGGCUGCCCAUCCCGUUCCGCCUCCUCCUCACCGGCACGCCCCUCCAAAACAACCUGCACGAGCUCUGGGCGCUCCUCGCAUACGUCAUCCCAAACACCCUCUCCUCCUCCGCGUUCGACGCCGCCGCCUCCGUCCGGCGAGUCAAGUCCGAGGUCGAGACGUCGCUGCUCCCAAAGGUCGAGUUCGUGCUCAAGCCGCCGCUCACGCCGCUGCAGCGCUCGUGGUACCGCCAGCUACUCGGGUCGUCUCGGCUGAUGCAGCUGCAGAAGGUCGUGAACCACCCCAAGGCCAUCGCGCUCACCCUCGACCGCGACCGCGCCGCCGCCGCCGCCAAGCACGCCGCCGCUGCGGGCUCGUCCUUCAUCAAGCUCCCGCCGACAGACAACUCGCACCUGUCGGCGGCGGCGCGGCAGGACGAGGCCGCGCUGCGAGGGCUGACUGGAGAGAGCCUCGUGGCCUCGUCCGGCAGAACUCUCCGCCCGUGGGCCUCCGACACGGUGGGGCACGUCCCAAGACGCCCGCGGCUCCGUCCCGUCAUAGGCAAGCUCGCCAUGCUCGACCGACUCCUCCGCCGGUGCAAGGCGGCGGGCAGCCGCGCGCUCAUCUUCUCGCAGUACACGCUGUCGCUCGACGUCCUCGAGGAGUACGCGCGCUACCGGUGGGGCGACCUUGGCGCGGACCGCGACUGCACACCGGCGUCCGAACCGUGGCGCGUCCGCUCGGCCUACUUCCGGCUCGACGGCACCACCAACCGCAUCGCGCGAGAGAUGGACAUGCGCUCCUUCAACGAGGACGGCUCGAGCGCCUUUCUGUACCUCAUCUCGACGCGCGCCGGCGGGCAGGGGAUCAACCUCGCCACCGCCGACGUGGUGGUUCUGUACGACACGUGCUACAACCCGCAGGUGGACCUGCAGGCGCAGGACCGCGCGCACCGCAUCGGCCAGACGAAGCAAGUCAAGAUCUACCGGCUCAUCUCCCCGUCGAGCUUCGAGGAGCGCGUGCUGCGCCGCGCGCGCCAGAAGCUGCUACUCGACGCGCUCGUCAUCAAGAAGGAGGGCGAGGGCGGCGCCGGCGCCGUCUUUGACCCCACGGCGGAGGAGGCGCCUCCGCUCACCGCCGAGGAGUACGACGCGCUGCUCGACGCCGCCAAGCCCGCCAACGUCAAGGACGAGGCGUCGGCGGCAAAGGUUUUGGCAGCGGAGUCAGAGGCCGUGGCGUCCGAGUGGCAGCCUGCAGCGGCGUCCCGCGACCACUCGGAGCUCGUGACCGAAAUCAAGCAGCUGAUGGUCGCGCGCGGGGUGGGCCAGGCGCAGCUCUACCGCCUGCUCGACAUCAAGAAGGAGUCCUUCUCCGCGUGGCUGACGUGGCGAGAGCGGCCGUCUCUCCCCAAGGCCACCGUUGCGGGCAUCGACGCAAAGGUCGCAGUCUACCUCGCCGAUCCGGCAAACGCGCAGGCGCAGGCAGCCGCGGCCGUCAAGGCGCGCGCAGAACUGGCUUCCGCCAAGGCUGCGGCGUCGGCGACCGAGACGGUGGAGGCGCCCCGCGAGGGGCGGAAGCGCAAGGCAGCCGCGCCCGACCGCUUCUCGCCACCCGCGAAGCUGCACCAGCCAGGCAAGGCGCGCGUCGCGCUGCAGCACGACGACUUUUGCUUCGCUUGCGGCGACGGCGGCGAGCUCCUCGAGUGCACCGUCUGCCCACGCAUGUACCACCUCGCGUGCGUGGGCCUGAGCGCGGUCCCGAAGGGGACGUGGCACUGCCCGUGGCACUCGUGCUGGGAGUGCGACCGCAAGUCGUCGCAAGCCGUGGCGUCCGAGUGGCAGCAUGCAGCGGCGUCCCGCGACCACUCGGAGCUCGUGACCGAAAUCAAGCAGCUGAUGGUCGCGCGCGGGGUGGGCCAGGCGCAGCUCUACCGCCUGCUCGACAUCAAGAAGGAGUCCUUCUCCGCGUGGCUGACGUGGCGAGAGCGGCCGUCUCUCCCCAAGGCCACCGUUGCGGGCAUCGACGCAAAGGACUGCGGCAGACUCAAGUUUGUCGCGCAGGUGAGCCUGCACGACGGGCAUCGCAUGCGGCUGACGUACCUCGGCGUCUUCCCCACCGCGGUGAUGGCGGCGGUGGCGGUCGCCAAGGCGAAGCUGCGCGACGCGGCCUUCCCGGAGCUGGGCGAAGGCUGGCGGCUGCUCUCGAGGCGGCGCGAGGUGCUUGUCGAAGGCAAGACGACCACGCGCGUCAUCAAGUGCUACAUCGACCCGCGCGGCAAGCGCUACUCGUCGCUCAAGCAAGCCAAAGCGGCAGCCGGCUCGUCCUCGGCACCCUCCGGCCGCGCCAGCAGCGCGGAGGUCGCCAUCGACGAGGCCGAUCGGAUGGACGACGGCGCUUCGACAGCCACGUCCGACAGCGCCCCGUCCGAUACGGGCCCCCUCUUCGCCGCCGACGGGGCUUGCGCCUCGGAGGCGUCGCGCUCUCGCGCCAUCGAACCGCCGGUUAACCGCCGAGCGACGCUCGUGGUGGGACAGAAGCAGCGCCCGCCGCUCACGCUCUCGGAGCCGCAGUCCGCGCCUUGGCCACCGGGCGAGGAGCUGGAGAUGCUCGAGCGGCUCGCACAGCUCGAGAAUCGCAGGGGUUGCCUGCUUUGA